Sycon ciliatum is the source of this 1091-nucleotide messenger RNA. RefSeq names its product selenoprotein H-like. Gene Ontology annotation, cellular component: Golgi apparatus. The record is from RefSeq and is a predicted model, not a curated record. The transcript is spliced from 4 exons. NCBI's taxonomy places the organism in Eukaryota, Metazoa, Porifera, Calcarea, Leucosolenida, Sycettidae.
AGUGAAAGAUUCAGAACAAGCAAGGGGAAAGAAAUACUCUACUUCACUGUUCAGCAGUGUUUGGCUUGCUAUGCCUCCAAGAAAGAGAAAAUCGCCUUCCGGGGAAGCACCGGCGGCGAAGAAGCCAAAGCAAUCGGAGGAGAGUGCCGGGGAUCCUGGAUUCAGUCUGCGCAUUGAGCACUGCAAAUCCUGACGAGUGUAUGCCCGGCAUGCCAAUGCCUUUGUGGACGCUGCCACGGAGGCGUUUGGAGCAUGUCCGGCCGACAUCAACAGCACCAAACCAAAGUCGGGAAGCUUUGAGUUAGUGCUGCAGAUUGCUGACAAGGAAGACAUCCUGCUAUGGUCUGGCUCGAAGAAAGGUCCACCUAGACGUCUCAAGUUCCCGGGAGAGGAGGAUACCGCUGAGAUGAUCGAGACCAUCAAGACCAACCUCUCCGCACCAGCCAGCAAGACGGUGAAGAAAACUGAACCUGCCGACGAUGAAGGCGCUAAGGCAGAGACAACGGAGAAGAAACCGAAGAGGACAAGCAAAAAGAAGGCCGUCAAGGCUGACGACUAGUUUUAAUCCAUAGCGUAUGCAGACUGGAUGCUGGUAGGAUCACGACCGUUGGAUUGAAUCACUAACUCGGGCAUGUCAAGCAGACGAAUGACGGCUGGACGCUCAAUGGACCCUGGUCUUCGCAUCCAGUCUGAUACCCCUGGCUGCUGGCGUGCAAGGGCAAUCCGAUGGCUUGAACCUCACUGGAGCUAGCACUGCUUCAUUGUGUGUGUGCGUGUGUUCGCAUUGUUUUAUGCUCUUCUAUACAGGCAUAUGUGUGUCCAGUGUUCAUUAUCUUUCUUUACUACUCGCCGCUUUCCUUGAGUUCCAUGUGCAUGGCUCUGUGCACCACAGCUAUUCUUCUCUUGUCUCUGCCUCUCUCUGCAGAACCGGCAUGUGAAUCUACAUGUUGCUAGUUCUCUUAGCUUUUUUGUUGUGAAGGCGAGUAAGGCAUUGUCCCACUGAAUUAGCAAUGGUGGUCUCUCUUGUGUUUUUUACUGAGAGCCAAGUAUCCGGCAUGCAGGUUUUUUUCAUAUACGGCAAUGGGCAACGA